CAUCCAACCCAGAGAAGAAAUGGCCGUACGAGAUGUGGCACGGGCACCCUCCCCCGCCGGGGGCGACGUACCCGUUCCUCAAACCUACCGUAUACAAGAUCAAACGCACGCACAAGUCCGAGCCGAAAGCCCCCAAAAAGUGUUUUUACCUCGGCCCUGGAAUCAGCAUCAACCGUGAUUGCGUGCGCAUCUUGAACGAAAAACGACAAGCGAUCACAACUAGCAACUUCACCUGGCAAUCCGUACCCGCUGCCCCCACCGCCCUGCCCCAGUCGCUGCCUACCGUCGCAGAGGAGGAAGAGGAAUUGGCGACUGGGAAGGACGAGGUUAGGGAGGGCGCGUCGAGCCAAGGUAGAGGGAGGGCGGAGGGAGAACCUGUGGAUGGAGGACCAGGUUUCAACCUUGAAACGACGGCAGCACCGGGGCCCGCGGGGCCGCCCGCGCGCGUAGCGCCGGCGGCGGCGCCGGCCGCGCCCCAGGUAUCGGGCGCGGGCGACGCUGGCGAUGGCGCCCCCUCGAGCAGGGACGGCGCGAGCAUCGCCCCAUCGAUCACGUCGGCCGGCAUGGCCGAUGUGGUCGGCGGCGAGGACGAUCGCCGCCGCAGCAGCCGCGGUAGCGGCGGCGGCGGCAGCGACAGCGGCAGCAACAGCGGCAGCAACAGCGAGACGGAUCUCCCGGCGCUCCGCGGGCCAGAGGCCCGGCGGCUCGCCCGCUUCGACAAAGCGGCGGAACUCACCAGCCGGCGCACCAGGGAGAACCCUCGCCGAAACCUGAGGUACGAGUCGCCCCCGUCGCCGACGAGUACCGACGCCCUGCUCGCCUUGGUGGCGAGCCUGCCCGUCAGCAGCACGAAGGAGUGCACCCGCUGGAUGCUCUCCACGGUACUUCACGUGACGGAAGGGGAGAACCCUCGCCGAAACCUGAGGUACGAGUCGCCCCCGUCGCCGACGAGUACCGACGCCCUGCUCGCCUUGGUGGCGAGCCUGCCCGUCAGCAGCACGAAGGAGUGCACCCGCUGGAUGCUCUCCACGGUACUUCACGUGACGGAAGGGUUAGCGGCAAGGGCGGUGCGAGAGUUGCUGUUCGAGCGCGCGGAGGAGGCCCACGCCGCACCGGUCUCCCCGGUGGUCUAG
This is a messenger RNA of Ectocarpus sp. CCAP 1310/34, 1133 nucleotides long. The record is from the annotation of a GenBank genome assembly. Lineage: Eukaryota; Phaeophyceae; Ectocarpales; Ectocarpaceae.